AUGACUCGUCAGUUACAGGAGUCAGUAACCUAUUUUGGCACUGCACGUAUGCAGUUGUUCUUCCAACCAAACCACAUAAUUCUCUCAAAUCAGACAACGUUGAGCAUUUGCCUUACCAAAACCGAUCGCAUUCAUGUUGAGGAAAUGGAGUGGAGGCUUUUCUACUUGAAGUGGACUGUUGCCAUAAUAAUCGUGUACGAAAUUGACGGACGUAUCACAGACUUGACGUGUACUGAAUUUCUGAGGAAAAGUCAUAGAUUCUCGGAAAGGGCAGUAAAUUGCAAUGAUCGUUAUCCUGAAAGUCUUUGUCUCUUCUUGUAUUCGUCAAAAGUCAUACAAGGAAGUAAUCGUGAGAGAAAUGCUAGAUGUUUCCGUGUAAGUUUCAUUGAUGGUUCAAAGAGCUGCCUUUCAAAACAAUCUCAACCUGAAGAACCCAAAGACGGGGCAGACGUUUGCAAAGACUAUGCUCCGAAUUGCAAGGCCCAUCCAGAAGUAUGCAUGCACUCUUCGUUGCAAAGCUUUGCGCAGAAAUAUUGUAAGAGGACGUGCGGAUAUUGCGCAAAGUCUGUGAUCACCACAACUAGGACAUCCUUUGAGGCACUGAGCACAAUUGCCAAGGACUCACAAGCAUCCGAGCCUUCAGUACUUCAAGAAACGACAACUCUCUUCGACACAGCAUCUGCGCUCGUAAGCGCGACACCAACAAAGAAAGAAGCAAAUAUGAUGAUGAGCACAAAUGAAGUCUUAGAUGUAGAGUCAUUAGCGACAUUUACAGUACCAACCGGAGAGAAAAUCACUGCCUCAUUGCCAACAAUAUCGAAAUCUUCUGCCGUACAGUCAGAGAUGCCGAACGCAACAUCAUCGCUAAAACCUUUACAGAAAUCAAGCACGACAACAUCCGAUUCUUUGCAGGAGCUCACGCAAAAGAAUAUCGCAGUGGAGACAAAAGAAACAGUUUCUACGCCUUUGGCUUCUUUACAUACGAGAACCACCACAACAGCUGAAACUCAUAGGGCUUUACAGCCAAAGUCAACCACAGUUACCACAGAAUUGCAAAUGACUCAGUCUUCAUACGUUCCAGAGAUGUUGAAUACAGUUGAAGCGAGUUCUCAGAGAUUCACGAUAAUGGAGACUAAGAAGGGAGUAGUUGGAAAACUGUCAGACAUCUCGAGCGCAAGCGGAAAGGCGCCUAUUACGACAACGAGUAUGAGUGCAUUGUCAGGAACGCUAGAAUCAUCCAUGUAUACAAAAGACGAAAUCAGAGAAACAUCUACUAUGAAACCAGCUUUGACAGCUGUAAACAUCAGAUCGACCGCCUCUUGUACGGAAGCAGAUGCAGAGAAGUGUAGAAGUAUGACGGCAAUCACGUCAAGCACUACAACUCAAUUGGAGGCUUCCUGGGUAAGGGUGAUGGCAGCUGAUGAAUUAUCGGAAGCAGCAAAAGCAACAUCCUCAUCUAAAGUCACGUUAUCAGAUUUAACUAUUACCAAAAGAACAACAGCCCGUGGUGCCCCAUCAAAUGGAGAAGAAGUAAUUUUUUCUAAAGUUUUUGUACCAGAGCCAUCUACAGUAGGAGAUAUGCAAAAUACAACUCCAACAAGCUUGAAUAUAUCUACAUUUGAAGAAUCCGGGUCACCGAAUAAUACAAGAGAUGCGAGAUCUACAUCCCAAGUGGAGACUAUUACAUUACCAUCUCCAAAAUUCACACCCACUGCGGCAACACCAUCAGCAACAGCAUCUAAUGCCUCACCUAUGACUACGACCACGAAGUCACCACGGACUUCAAAAAGCUCAACAAGAAAAACGCCAGCAGCUAGACCCGUCUUGCCAGACUCAUCAAAGCCGAUUACGAAAGCAACGGUAGCUUCCAUCUCAAGAAAGUCACCAAAAGCAACAACCGAUGCACCUACAACCAUCCUCCAAUCCACAUAUAGAGUGCCAGCCAAGACGUCAGCGGUCUUGUCUACCCCUCACGUGUCAGAAAUGGAGAUAGUUCAGGAAACCUCCACAAAAUCAAACAUUACAGCUCUUCUAGGAUCGUAUACAUCUGCAGCAACGACUCUCCUAUCGCAGCAGCAGACUACGCUAAAUAUCUUCGCAGAAAAGAAGGCAAGCACCUCAAACGCAGCCGUCACUGAUUCUAGCACCUCGCACAAGUAUUCGGCCUCGGAGUCAAGCAGUGUUGCAGCCACUAUGAGCACAGCAGCCACAAAUCUCACCACUCCUCAGGGAAAUUAUUCCGCUAUAGAGUUAAGCAUUGCUGCAAGCACAGAAAGCGCAGCUACCACAAAUUCAAGAACUCCUUCGUUUGGGCGUUCUGUUACGGAGUCAAGCAGUGUUAAAAGCAUUGUAAUCCCAGCAGCGAUAAGUUCCACCACUCAUUCUCGUAAGCAUCCCUCUAAGGAGUCUAGCAAUAUUGUAAGCACUAAGAGUACAGCAGCCAUGGAUACCAGCACUUUUGUUCACAAGCAAUCCCUAACAGAGUCGAGUAUUGUCACGAUCACUAAUGGCACAGUAGCCACUGAUUCAAUUAAAUCAAACAAGCAUUAUUCCACAACGGAGUCAAGCGGUGUCACAAACACUAAGAGCACAUCAGCCGCUGAUUUUAGCACUCCUACAAAAAAAUAUUCCAUCACUAAGUCAAGCAGCAUCACAAGCAGUACGAGCAGAACAGCCACUAUUUCCACAACUCAUUCGCUUGAGUAUCCCGAUGUGGAGUCUAGCAGUGUCGCAAGCAUUAAGAGCGCAGCAGCCACGGAUCAGAGCGAUCCUCCACAAAGAUCUUACAUUACGAAGACAAGCACCGUUGGAACGAGCAUAGCACCAACUGCUUUUAUCACUACAGACACAGCAGCCACUAACCCUAGCAAUGCUCCACACCGGUACUCCACAAUAAAGUCUACCUCUACGAGCACAACCACUGACUCCAGCAUUUUUUUCUGUGAGUAUUCUGAUACGGAAUCAAGCAGUUCUGCUAGCACUACAAGCAGAGCAUCCACACAUCCCAGCUAUCGUCCACAGAGUUAUUUCGCGACAACAUCCAACAGCGUUGCAAGCACGAGCACAGCAGCUACCGACUCUAGCACUUAUUCGGUCGUAAAUUUUCAUAGGGAGUCAAGCAGUGAUGUGAGCUCUAGCGGCAUAAUCUCCAGUGACACCAGCAUUCAUCCAUUUAAGUUUUCUUCCAAGGAGUCGAGCGGUGCUGCAAGCACUGUGAUCAAAACAGGAUUAGAUUCCACCACCCCUCAGGACAAAGUACCUUUUGCAGACUCAAGCAGGGUUGUAACUACUACCAGCACAGCAGCAACUGAUCCUAGCAAUGCUCCACACGGGUAUUCCACAAUAGAGUCGAACAAUAUUGCAAGUACUAGGAGUACAUCACCCACUGAUUCCAACAAUCCCCUACGCAGUUCCUCAGCAGAGUCGAGCACUAUCACACACAUCAUGAGCACGUCAGCCGCCGAUUCCAGCCUUCAAUCGCAAAAGUAUUCCGCUAAGGAGUUUGGCAGUAUUGCAAGCACUAAAAGCACAACAGCCAUGGAUCCCAGCACUCCUGCACACAAGUUUUCCUCAACAGAGUCAAACACUUUCAAAAGUACCACGAGCACAGCAGCCACUAUUUCCAGUACACUUUUGCUGAGGCUUUUUGUAACGGAGUCGAGCAGUGUCGUGAGUACUAGGAGCACACCAGUUAUUGAUUCGACCACUCCUCCGCGCAAGCAUCCAGCCAUGGAGUCAAGCACUGGUACAAGCACUAUGAGCACAGCAAGUGAUAUCAACAUUGAGCAAAAAUUAUCUCAUGCAGAGUCUAACAGUGUUGUAAGUACAACGAGCGCAGCCAUUGACUUUAGUAAUGCUCCACAGAGGCAUGACACAACGGUGUCUAACAGUAUUGCAAGUGCUAGGAGCACAGCAACCACAAGCACUGAUUUCAUUGAUGCUUCCAGCCUUUAUUCCGCAAAGGAGUUAAGCAGCAUUACAAAAAGCUCAACAGCAGUUGCCAUCACAUCUUUUCGGAAGUACUCCGCUACAGAGGCAAGCAGUAGCACUACGAGCAUAACCGCCACUGACUUCAGCGCUCACUUGGUUGAGGAUUCUGAGACGGAGUCAGGCCGUGUUGCAAGCACUGUGGUCGCAUCAAAAAUUGAUUCCACCACCCCUCAGCACAGCUUACCCAGUGCUAAGUCAAGCAGUGUUGGAGGCACUAAGAACACAGAAUCCACUGAGUCCAUCACUUUUUCGCCCUUCAAACACAAUGUUGCACAGAAUCAUCCUAGAACGGAGUCCAGCAGUGUCACGAACACCAUGAGCUCAACCGCCGCCGCCAUAACAUCUUCACGCAAAUAUCUCGCUACGGAGUCGAUCGGUGCUGCAAGCACUACGAGCAGAGCAGCCACUGAUCCCAGCAGUCGUCCACAUAGGUUUUAUACGGAAAUGAGCGGUGUUGGAAGCACUAUAAGCAGUGCAGCUAUUGAUUCCAGCACUCAUCCGUUUACGUAUUCCGAUGCGGAGUCAAGCAGUACUAUAAGCUUUAGCGGCACGAUCGUCAGUGACAGCAGCACUCAUCCUCUCAAGUAUUCUGCUAUGGAUUCUAGCUCCACAAUGGAGUCUUACAGUAUCGUAAGCGCUAGAAGUACAGCAGCCACUGAUAUCCAUAAUCCUCCACACAAACCCGAGUCAAGCAAUGUCACAAACACUAUGAGCACAUCAGUCGCUGAUUCCAGCACUCCUGCGCAAUAUUCUAAAACAGAGUCAAACACCGUUACAAGCUUGAGCUCAGCAGCCAUUAAUUCCACCAGUCGUUCGAUUAAGAAUACCGCUAAAGAGUCUAGCAGUGUUGCGAGCACUAGGAGCACAGCAAACACUGAAUCCAUCAAUGUUCCACUCAAUCAUUCCACAACGGACCCAAGCAACGUCACAAACAUUAUGAGCUCAGUUGUUGCCAGCACAUCUCCGCAAAAUCAUUCCUCUAUAGAGAGAAAUAUUAGCACUAUGAGUACAAGCACUGACUCCAGCUCUCAUUUACUCAAGUAUUCUGCUACGGAGUCUCACCAUGUUUUAACCAUUGCGAGCACGACCGCGAGGGAAAGCACUUCUCUACAUACUGAUGAUGCGACACAGCUUAAUAGUGGUGCAGGCACUACGAGAACACUAGCCACAGAUCGCAAUACUCCUUCGCGCAAGCAUUUUGCUGUGGACUCAGGCACUGCAAGCAUUAAGAGCACAACUGCCACUGAUUUAAACACUCAUUUGCGUAGGCCUCCUGCUACGGACCCAAGCAGUAUUGUGACCACUGUGAGCAGAGCAGCCGCGAGUCCUGACACUCCUGCAUAUAAUACUUUUUCGCCUAAGUACUCCGCUGAAGAGCCACGCACUGAUGCGAGCAUUACGAGCACAGUCUCCACUGAUUUAGACUCUCAUUCAAUUAUUUGGCGUUCCGCUACUGAAUCGAGCAUUGUUGUAACCACUGCGAGUACAGCAACAACGACUCCUGACAUUCCUUCUCGCAAGUAUUCUGCCACAGAGACGAUCAGUUUUGCAAACACUACGGGCUCAGCGCCCACAGAUCUUAACUUUUUUGCACAAAAGUAUAUUAUAACAGAGUCAAGCAGUCUCACAAGCACUGUGAGCACAACAGCAGCUGCCAUCGCAUCUCCGCGCAAAUUUACCGUUAGGGAGUCAAGCGGUGAAGUAAGUCCUGUAAGCACAGCUGCCACUAAUGCCGCCAAUCCUUCAUACAGUUAUUUCGCGACAGGGCCUAGCAGUGUUGUAACCAUUGCGAGCACAGCUGCCACGAGUCGUACCACUCCUCCUCACACGUAUUUUGCUAAGGAGACGAGCAGUUCUGCAAACACUGCGGGUACAACAGAAUUCACUGCUUCGAUUAGUCAUUCUCCUGGUGAGACUAGCCUUGUAACCACUACGAAUAAUGCAGCCAUCGAUACUGCAGCUUUCCCACAAAGUUAUUUCGCAUUGGAGUCAAAGAAUGCUGAAACCACAAUGAGCACAACAGCCACCCCUACCACUCCGCUUGGGAAUGCUGCUGCGGAUUCUAGCGGUGUAAAAGUAGGGGCAUAA
This is a messenger RNA of Cylicocyclus nassatus, 6078 nucleotides long. The record is from the annotation of a GenBank genome assembly. NCBI's taxonomy places the organism in Eukaryota, Metazoa, Nematoda, Chromadorea, Rhabditida, Strongylidae.